AUGGCCCCGCACCCGCCCGGCGCCGGGCAGUACCUGCGCUCCGACAGCGGCGGCUCCGACACGCCCAUGCUGGCCGAGGGUGCCGCUGCCGGGCCCGCUCCCGGCCACUGUCCCGGUGCCGGUCCGGAUGGCGGCCCCGGUGCGGCGCGGGGGCAGCGGCGGCGGCGGUGCGGGCCGCUGUGGGGCAGCGUGGCCGUCAUGGCUAUCCUGGCGCUGCAGAUCGCCUCCACCACCGGCCUCUUCGUCUACUUCACCAUGGCCAUCUCCAAGCUGAAGUCCCAGGCUCCGGGCAGCGCAGAGGAGCUGCGGUGUCUGCAGGUGCUCAAUCAGCAGCCCGAGGGCUCCAGCCUGGAGAAGCUGAGCAGCAGCCAGGGCUGCCUCAAGCUGGCCAGCACCAUCAAAGCCUAUGUGGCCACGGUGACCGAGAACAUCAUCCGCAGGAGCGCUGUGAAGGAGGCCUGGCAGAACUACUUCAACACCUCGGAGGGGCAACUUCCUCCCAAAACACCUGGGAAACCCUCAGCACAUCUCACCCUCCGCCCACAGAGCCUGGCUCAGGAUGGACGCUCCCAGCGCUCCGGGAAUCUCUCCCAGUCGUGCCGCCACGCCAUCACGCACUGGGGGCACGGCAGCCUGGUGUCCCACGUGCAGAACAUGACGUACCGGGCGGGGCGGCUGCGCGUGGAGCAGCCGGGCAAGUACUACGUGUACGCGCAGAUCUACUUCCGCUACCGCGGCGCCGGCCGCGACUCGGGCCCGCAGCUGGUGCAGUGCAUCCAGUGGCAGCCGGCCCACAGCCCGCCCGUGCUGCUGCUCAAGGGCGUGGGCACCAAGUGCUGGGCGCCCGAGGCUGACUACGGGCUCCACGCGCUCUACCAGGGGGGACUCUUCGAGCUCAAGGCCGGUGACGAGCUCUUCGUCUCCGUCUCCUCCCUGGCCAUCGACUCCAGUGACGCGGCCGCCAGUUACUUCGGGGCCUUCCGGCUCGACCUGUGA
This is a messenger RNA of Agelaius phoeniceus (red-winged blackbird), 996 nucleotides long. Its product is annotated as tumor necrosis factor ligand superfamily member 10-like. Gene Ontology annotation, cellular component: membrane. The record is from RefSeq and is a predicted model, not a curated record. Gene Ontology annotation, biological process: immune response. Gene Ontology annotation, molecular function: tumor necrosis factor receptor binding. NCBI's taxonomy places the organism in Eukaryota, Metazoa, Chordata, Aves, Passeriformes, Icteridae.